Molecule: messenger RNA, 3162 nt
Organism: Hyaloscypha bicolor E
Lineage: Eukaryota; Fungi; Ascomycota; Leotiomycetes; Helotiales; Hyaloscyphaceae
Exons: 6
Coding region: 1-3162 (1053 amino acids)
Biological process (GO): DNA-templated transcription; regulation of transcription by RNA polymerase II
Cellular component (GO): chromatin
Molecular function (GO): RNA polymerase II cis-regulatory region sequence-specific DNA binding; DNA-binding transcription factor activity, RNA polymerase II-specific; zinc ion binding
Source: RefSeq, a predicted model, not a curated record
AUGAACCAGAUCGAUACACCCGGGAUAGCUCAGAUUCACGACCCCGCACUGCAGCGGAGACACAAGACUGAGAUGGAGGAUAAAAACCGGGGGAGACGUCGGAGUCGGCCCAACAGCAAGAGUAAAGAUGGCAGCGGGGAGGGAUCUCCAAACGAGGGCGCGGACGGCCACUCUUCUGGAACGGAUGGCCCCUCGAGGAAGCGCCGUAGGAGUCGCAAGGGCUUGGACAAAAAAUUCGAGUGUCCCCAAGAAGGCUGCGGGAAGAGCUACUCAAGGGCUGAGCAUCUAUAUCGCCAUCAGCUGAAUCACACGCCUAAGCAAAUUUAUAAUUGCGAUUUCCCUGACUGCUCUCGUACAUUCGUCAGGCAGGACUUGUGUAAUAGACAUAGGGACCGGCAUACUGCUAAGGGGUCACAGCUUCACCGCAAAGAUUCCAUGCUAGGCCAUGCUCAUGCUUCACCAAUGGUAGAAUCUGGUAAGCCUUUGUCAAUGCACGGCUCCGCUUCUCCAGAGGUUAUGAGACCAGGUCUGGCUGGUGGUAAAUCGCGAACUGGCCAACUUCAAUACCAGUCUCCUCAAGAGAUGCACCCCAGUUCCUAUUCGCCCGCGACCAACCCCUCGUCUGGAACAUACUCCGGUACAGCUUCCUCAAAUGGCGGGGAGAAUUUUCCUCAGUCCAACAACUUCAUCAAACGCUCCAAUAGCGACAAUGUCACUAGGGGGCAUGAUUCGGCCACGGGUACCCCACAAAGUAGACCACAGCGCCACUCAAGCUUUGGAGUAUCUGAUGCAAAAACGGCCGAUUUCUCGAGGCCUCCUCUGCAGACCACUGUGGGGCCCUAUGGCUUGUUGAAUUCUGCUUCAAGCUCCCAGAAUUAUCAUGCCAAUCAGAAUAGUCCGCACACAUUUGUACCCCAGCAGAAUUUCACACCAUUCACACUGCCACCUCCCGGAUUCUCGACGUCCGUGACUGCAGCUUCAUCCACGCGGUCAGCUGAGCCGAGUUAUCCUACUUCGAUGUCCACAGACUAUCCCAGCGAGUCAACUCAUCACCAACAAUCCGGCCCAGAUAUGAUGCUAUUGGAUCAGAUGACAGCACCUAACACUAUGCCUGUGUUUGGAGGCGAAGGUUACAACCGCUCUCCUUUUGCCAUUCCUGAAGAUUUCGUGGCAUAUUUAUUCAGUGGUCAACAAGUAGACAAUUCUUCGCCCAUGCAGAUUGGACAGCAAGGUUAUACAAACUAUCCUGAUACGAACAACCAAUACUAUGCACCUUAUUUUGCAAAUGACAUUAAUCUUGGCGGAUUCUUUCCACCAAAUCAUCAACAACCCCAUCAUCCUAUGGCUGUUACGAGCUUGCUUGAUACAAGCCUUCCCGAAACAGUCCUGUCCGAAGAGAAGAGCCAAGCGAUUGUUGACUUGGUCAAAGAGCGCUUCAACGAGACGGACCAUGCACCGGUUGCAAGACAGAAGGAAGCUCUUCUGGAAGGCGACCGCAGCGAUGACAGCCAUAUGCUGAGCCGGAAGAUGAUGCAAACUUACAUUGGGAGUUACUGGUACCAUUUUAGCGAACAAGUCCCAAUUUUGCACAAGCCAACAUUCUCGCCAGACAAAACACCAAACCUUCUUCUGAUUGCUAUAAUGGCUAUUGGUGCAUCUUGUUUGGACAAGAUUCAUGGGUACGAAAUGACUCAAGCCGGUGCAGAGCUCUCGAAUUUCUUGGCUUGGCAUCUGAGAUGGGAAAUCUUCAGCGACUAUCAUUUUCGCCCUCCGGCGAAGUUGUGGGUAUUCCAAGCUUUACUGCUCUUAGAGUUGUAUGAGAAGAUGUAUUCGACUAGAGCUUUGCAUGAGCGAGCACAUAUCCAUCACGCAACCACGAUCACCUUGAUGCGUCGCGGUAGCUCUCUCAUUGGAAGAUCUGCUUUGGAUUCUCCUCCGAGUGUCAGGGAUGAUAAGCAGGGCGUGAAUGGAUCUAGACAGUCCUCGACUUCUGGGGCAAAUACUCCAGAUGAGUGGUGGAACCACUGGAUCACCAAUGAAGCCACACGACGGGCAGCCUUCGCAGCAUUCGUUACUGAUUCAACACAUGCAACGAUGUUUGGCCAUUCUACCGUUAUGGUCGCUCACGAAAUGCGGCUCCCACUGCCCUGCGAUGAGGCUCUCUGGACUGCCACUAACAGCGCUGAAGUCGGCAGAAUCGAGGCUAGUCUUCAAGCCAAUGGUGUGAAGCCAAUCUCGUUCUUAGAAGGCCUUAAGAGGACUCUCAACGGGCAAGAAGUUCGCACAAACUCGUUCGGGCGGACCAUUCUGAUGGCUGGCCUGCUAAGCGUGAGCUGGCAUAUGAACCAGAGAGAUCUCCAAGUCAAUUCGCUUGGUGUUUCACAGGCUCUGGGAGGACGAGAUAAAUGGAGAGGAUCACUGACCCGAGCAUUCGAUCUGUGGAAACAGGACUUCGACAGGUCUUUGAGCGUCAAUUCCGACGGCAUCCCUGGACCCUAUGUAUACACCGAGAAGAAGGAGGACAACGUUGUGUUUCAAAGCAGGACAGUUCUCCAUCAUUUGGCACACAUGGCGAUGCAUGUCGAUAUCGUGGAUUGCCAGAUCUUUGCUCGGGCCAAGCGUCUUCUCGGCCGUACCAUUGGUUCCCAAGAUCUGAACAGCGCUCAACGGCGGAUGAAAGACAAUUGGGCUCCCACCGCAAAAGCCAGGGACGCCACGUGGUACGCUCUACGCUUCCUGUGCAGCGUCCUACUUCCCGAAGAAGUUGUCACAUCAAACAACAUUCACAGCGGUUACAAUGACCCUCCCUUCGACUACUCAGCUCGAGACGACCCACUGCUUAAUAGACCAUGGGUUAUGUAUUUCGCAGCUCUGAUUGUCUGGUGCUACGCCUAUGCCCUGGAAGGCCCAACCAGUGGACCCGUCCCCGCGGCCUACGAUUUCGAGGAGCAAGUGCGAGACAUGCGCGCGUACCUGCGGAGAGUUGGCGGCGUCCAUGAUCCCGAACAGCUUAAAUCGAUGCGCGGAUUCAACGGCUGCAGUGGUAUGCUGAUGGUGCUUCGCACCGUGUUCGAGAAGACGAGAUGGGAGCUGUUGCACGAAGCGGCGCUCCUGUUGGACAACUGUGUUAAGUUGCUCGGGCAAACAACCCAAAGUAACUAA